AUGCUUUCGGAGAAAACUAUUAGGCUCGUCAAAUCUACUGCCCCAGUUCUUGAGCAGCGGGGUGUGGAUGUUACCAAGAAUAUGUACAGUCACAUGUUGGGAGAGAACCCUGAUCUCUUGAACAUCUUCAAUAGAACCAAUCAGGCAACAGGUUUGCAACCUAAAGCUUUGGCUGCCACUGUUCUUGCCGCUGCAAAGAACAUUGACAAUCUUGGCGUUUUGCUCCCUGCUGUUAGACAGAUUGGUUUCAAGCAUAGAGCUUUGCAGGUUAAGCCUGAGCAGUAUGGUACUGUCGGAAAGUACUUGCUUGCUUCUAUUAAGGAGACUUUGAACCCUCCUGAAGAAGUCUUGGAAGCAUGGAAGGAAGCAUAUGGUGUUAUUGCUAAGACUUUCAUUGAUGUUGAGGCGGAGAUGUAUAAGACGGAACUCUGGAAGGGUUGGAAGACAUUUGUUAUCUCUGGCAAGAAGAAGGUCAACGAAAGUGGUACAAUGGUUGAGUUCUCUGUUGAUCCUGUCGAUGAGAGUCUCAAGGGUGCUCUCACCAAAUUUGUUCCUGGACAGUACAUCACUGUCAGAACCAAGCCAGACAACAAUGAUGGUCACUAUGCCCUUCGUCAUUACUCUAUGAGUGAGAUUCAAGGCCCAGACUCGCUUAGAUUCUCCGUCAAGUUCGAUGAUGACAAGCAAGGCCACCAAGGAUUGGUCUCUCACUAUUUGAUUGAGAAGGUCAAUGUCGGUGACAAGAUUGAGUUGAGUGCACCAGCUGGUGAUUUUGAACUCGACAAGUCAUUGCUGAAUAACAAGGAGGUUCCAUUGGUGCUCCUUAGUGCUGGAUCUGGUGCAAGUCCUUUGCUUGCACUUCUCCAGGAGCAAUUAUCUGAGGGCAGCACCGAGAGACCUAUUUAUUGGAUUCAGUCCAACAGAUUGGCAGCAGAUGUUCCAUUUGUUAAGGAUGUUGAUGCAGAAUUGAAGCAGCAUGCAUCAAACUACAAAAAUCUUCAGGUUAUCACUGAGAAGUCUGCCAGAAUUGACAAACAGUUCUUGGAGUCUAACAUUCCUGAGAAGAGCGAUAUUUAUUUGUGUGGAUCUGUUCCCUUCAUGGACGCUAUGUUGAAGCACUUGAAGGAGAUCAGUAAGCACUACAAUUUGCAUUACGAGGCGUUUGGUCCUAAGAUGAGCACAGUUUAG
This is a messenger RNA of Brettanomyces bruxellensis, 1188 nucleotides long. RefSeq lists its product as uncharacterized. Gene Ontology annotation, biological process: nitric oxide catabolic process; cellular response to nitrosative stress. Bases 1 to 1188 code for a protein of 395 amino acids. Gene Ontology annotation, molecular function: heme binding; FAD binding; oxygen binding. Gene Ontology annotation, cellular component: intracellular anatomical structure. The record is from RefSeq and is a predicted model, not a curated record. Lineage: Eukaryota; Fungi; Ascomycota; Pichiomycetes; Pichiales; Pichiaceae. The transcript has a single exon.